AUGGCUCUCAAUAGCGUCAUCUCUUCAGACGUGGCUACAGAGGAGUGCAGAGAAUCCCUGGCUUUCCCCCAGAGGAGGGAAACAGAGCCGACAGCGCAGAGGCACGUGGAUUUAUCACAGCAGUACAUCUGUGGACGCUUUACCUCCAUGGAUGAGCGAGAAAACAAAUUGUGUCUCAAGAGAUAUGUCAGUACACACUGGCAAUAUGAGGAAUGUAAAUUGUCUCGGUCCGGCCCACCUGCCACCAUCGUCACUAUUGAUGAGGAGAGCCCCAAUGGUACAGUGUUGGUGGAGAACAUGCAGAUUAAUGGCCGUGCUGAGGACCCAGACAGAACUAUCUCUCUGACUCUGUUAGACAACUAUGACCACUGGGUCAUACUGGACCCCGCUCAGCAGAGACUCUACCUUAACAGCACAGGACGAGUGCUGGACCGGGAUCCCCCUUCCUACAUCUCAACCAUAGUGGUUCAGGUGCAAUGCACCAAUGAGCUCAUUGGAACGGUUAUUCUCCACGAGGUGCGUAUUGUCGUGAGAGACAAGAAUGACAACACGCCUCGCUUCCAACAACCGCGCUACUACGUGGCCAUUAACGAGCUCACCCCAGUUGGGACCACCAUCUUCACCGGCUUCUCUGGAAGCAACGGAGCCACGGACAUCGAUGACGGACCCAACGGACAGAUCGAAUACGCCAUCCAGUACAAUCCCAAUGAUCCGGUCUCAAAUGGAACGGUGCGGGUGGCUAACACACUGUCUGGUAAUAUAGUUCUGGCUGAGAGGUUGAACUAUGAGGAACGGACACGCUACCUGAUCAUUGUCCAAGCUAAUGACCGGGCCCCGUAUCCAGGUAACCGACGCACAGCCACAACUACACUGACGCUUGACGUGUUAGAUGGAGAUGACCUGGGACCUGUAUUCCUGCCCUGCGUUCUGGUCAACAACACAAGAGACUGUAACCCCAUUACGUACCGCGUGGCUAUUCCAGAGUUCACUGAACCGAGCAAGCUGAAUCCGCUGAACGUGACCCCGCCCAUCAGGGCAGUGGAUCAAGAUCGCAACAUCCAGCCGCCUUCGGACCGGCCCGGGAUUCUCUUCUCCAUUUUGGUUGGCCAUCCGGCGGGCUACAGAGAUUAUUUCUCUCUCAACAAGACCACGGCGGAACUCCGCGUGCUCAGACCAGUCAGCCGAGACCUCUACCAAUCCUUCACCCUCGUCAUCAAGGCGGAACAGGACAAUGGGCACCCACUCCCAGCGUAUGCUGAUUUGAUCAUUGACAUAUUGGAUGAGAACAAUCAGGCUCCGUAUUUUCAGCGGGCGUCUUACCAGGGUUAUAUUAGCGAGUCUGCCCCAGUGGGCGCCACCAUCGCUGGCAGCGCCAACCUCACUGCCCCCCUAGGUAUCGUUGCCCUGGACAACGACAUAGAGGAGACCAAAGACCCAAGAGUGCUGAUAACACUAAGUGAUUACACCUCUGUCUUCUCCAUAACUCCAUCUGGCAUAACCCGUUACCUCACGCUGCUCACACCAGUGGACCGAGAGAGACAGAUGACCUACACUUUAACGUUGGUGGCCUCUGACGGCGUUCAGCAGAGCAUGCCGGUGACAGUUAACAUUCUGGUCGUCGACGCUAACGACAACACGCCGACCUUCUCCCAGGUGUCCUACAGCGUGGAGGUCUUUACGAACAUGCAGCCCGGAGAGACUGUGCUUCAGUUGACAGCGCGUGAUGCGGAUGAGGGACUGAACGGACUAGUAACUUACUCCAUCUUGGCUGGCGACCAAGGCGACUUUGUCAUCAAUAACCGCACGGGUCGCAUCACCAUAGCAAUGGGGGUCACCCUUAGUGUCGGCCGGUCCUACGCCCUAACGGUCAGGGCCUCUGACAACGCCCCUGAGGCGGAGAGAAGGAGUUCCAUCACUACAGUGUACAUUGAGGUUCUGCCUCCUAACAACCAGAGUCCUCCACGGUUCCCUCUGCUUACGUACAGUCUGGAGAUAAGUGAGGCCAUGAGGAUUGGGGCGAUUCUCCUAAACCUCCAGGCCACAGACCGUGAGAAUGACCCAAUUCGAUAUCUGAUUAUCAGCGGAGAUGAACAGAAAGUUUUCAACUUGUCUGAAACUAUAGGUUUGCUGCUGUUGGCUAAACCACUGGACAGAGAGACAACUGACCAAUACCGUCUCCUCGUCACCGCGUCAGACGGCCACCAAGGCGGGACUUCCACUGCCACUGUCAACAUUGUAGUCACUGAUGUCAACGACAACGACCCAACCUUUGACCCUACCCUGCCAAGGAACCUGACAGUUCAGGAGGAGCAGGCCAACGUGUUUGUCGGCCAAGUCAGGGCUACGGAUCCAGACGCAGGGCGGAACGGUCAGGUGCGUUACCGACUCCUCACUCACGCCGCCCUCUUCAACAUCAGCUCCAACGGCAGCAUCUUCACGGCCGUGCCUUUGGACCGCGAGACCCGCAGCCAGUACGACCUGGUGGUGGAGGCGUCCGACGGAGCCGUGGACCCUCGCAGGACCACCCUCACCCUGACCGUGACCGUGACAGACAUCAACGAUAACAGCCCCGUCUUCUCCCAGCCGUCGUACACGGUCAACGUUCCGGAGAACACUCCCGCGGGAACCGUCAUCCUGCAGCUCAGGGCGGUGGAUGCGGAUCUGGACUCGAAUGUGACGUAUCGUAUCCGAACGGAGGCAGCCCGACAGCUCUUUUCCAUUGACAGGUUCACUGGGAAUCUCUCCAUGCUCCAGGCACUGGACUUUGAAGACCUGGCAGGCCAGGGUGCUGCCUACACCUUUCAGGUGGAGGCAUUAGACAAAGAUGGAGCCCUGCCCCCAGGCAUUGCCACUGUUACAGUACGAAUCACGGACAUGAAUGACUUCUCUCCGGUCUUCAGUCAAGCCAUUUAUAGAGGCAUGGUGGCCCCCAAUGCAGAAAAGGGAACAGUCAUCACGACUGUGUUUGCAGAAGAUAAGGAUCCUCCUGGCACUGCGGCCAGUAGAGUGCGCUACAGGGUGGAUCAGGACCAGUCUCCAUACAGUGGCAGCAUCUUUGAUGUGGAGGAGGAGUCUGGCCGAGUGAUCACCAAGGUCAACCUCAAUGAAGAACCCAGUGCCACGUUUAGAUUGGUGGUGAUUGCCUUUGACGACGGAGAACCGGUGAAGCAGAACAGAACCAUGGUUGAGAUCACUGUUCUUCAACCCUCUAGAAUUCCUAUCUUCACCCAAGAGGAAUACAGGUUCAGUCCAGUCAGCGAGAGCGCCCCAGUGGGCCAGCCAGUGGGCAUGAUCUUGGCGGCUGCCGUCAACACCACCGUAUUCUACUCCAUCGUGGGAGGAAAUGACGGGGGAGAGUUUAUGGUGAAUAACCGUACGGGUGUCAUCUACACGGCCAAACCACUAGACUACGAGACAGUGACCAGCUAUGAGCUGAGGGUACAGGCUGACUCCUUGGCCAUAGUCAUGGCCAACUUUCGAGCGCCCUCCAAAACGAACACGGCAAAGGUCUUUAUUGAAGUGCAGGAUGAGAACGAUCAUCCUCCUGUCUUCACGGAAAAACUUUACAUCGGAGGUGUGACCGAGGACACCAAGACCUUCACCUCCGUCCUCAAAGUCAUUGCCACAGACAAGGACACGGGAAACUACAGUAAGAUGGCCUACAGGCUGAUCAUUCCUCCGACAGCAGAUGGUCAGGACAGCUUUGUGAUUGAACAGUACACAGGCGUUAUCAAGUCCGCCAUCAUGUACCGCAACAUGCGCCGCUCCUACUUCAAGUUCGAGGUCAUCGCCACGGACAACUACGGAGAGGGACUGAGCGGCAGUGCAGAGGUUGUGGUUUCUGUGGUGAACGCACUGGAUAUGCAGGUGGUGGUGUCUAAUGUCCCACCCACUGUAGUAGAGGAGAACAAAGAACAGCUGAUUGGGAUUUUGGAGCGCUACGUUCAGGACCAGAUCCCCGGAGCUAAAGUCAUCGUGGAGUCUAUCGGAGCGCGACGCUUCGGAGACGGCUUCGAGCAGGAGGACUACUCCAAAUCUGACCUGAUGGUUUACGCCAUCGACCCUCUCACCAACAGAGCCAUAUCCAGACAGGAGCUGUUUAAGUUCCUGGAUGGUAAACUCUUGGACAUUAAUAAAGAGUUCCAGCCGUACUUGGGGCAGGGCGGACGGAUCCUGGAGAUUCGCUCGCCCGACGUGGUGGCCAGCGUGAAGAAAGCAGCACAGGCUGUGGGUUACACGGAGGGGGCGCUACUGGCCCUCGCCAUCAUCAUCAUUCUCUGCUGUAUCCCGGCAAUCCUUAUCGUCAUGGUUACCUACAAACAAUUCAAAGAGAGACAAGCAGAAUGUGCCAAAACCGCCCGAAUCCAGAUGGCGCUUCCUGCUGGCAAAACGGCGGGUGGAGCUCCAGCCAAUCUGUAUGAGGAACUCGGGGACAGCAUGAUGCAGCGUGGAUAUGGCAGAGAGCAACAACAGCUGUUGAGACCAUCUUUGCUCAGACCUGAGGCCCUCUCUAUGGAGUCAGGCAUUGACCCUGGACAAGACUACUACACACAGGAUUACUAUAAUUAUGAUCAAGGGUAUGACCCAUAUCCUCAGUAUGGCAGCCGCAGGAAGCUGAUAUCUCCCAUGUAUGAUGAGUAUGGAGAGGCUGUCAUGGAAGAUGAUGGUUAUUAUUACAGCCCCCAUGGCUCAGAGGGUCGGGGAAGAGGGCGAGGUAUGAGAGGGAGAGGACGUGGGCGUGGCCCUCCCAAACGUGUGGGAUUCCAGGACAUUCCACCAGAGGGAGAGAUCGAACAGGAAGAACCCACAGAACCCACUGUGGCCGAGGGUGAAGCAGCAGCUGAAGAGUCCAAGGCUGCAAAGAGACUGAAGUCCGUCAUGAAGCUCAGCAAGCUGCUGGCUGCAGGGAAAAAAACCGAUCCUCAGAAAUCUCCUUGGAAGAAGGCCAAGAUUUUCCCUAUAAUGUUUGGGAAAGGUAAGAAGGAUCAAGACUAUGCUAAGCUGACUUCGGCACGACGCAUUGACAGCCAAGAGAGCUUAGCAGAAGGGCCAAGCCCUGGUGGCCUCAUUGAUGGGGCCCCAUCUAAAGCCAAGAGCCAGCUAGGAAAAGUCUUGAAACGCAUUAACCUGAGCAAGAAACUGCAAGCCAGACGGAAGUCGCAAAGCAGCGUGAGCCGAAGCUCGGCCAGCGAGAGGGAAGAAUCUGUGGCCGACUCGGAGAAAGAGGAAAAGAAAUCAAAAGUGUCCAUUAGCGUCAGUGAACCGGAACCCAGUGGGAGUGGGUCAGAGGCAGAGAGCAAGAAAAAGGGAACGGAUGAAGAUGAAGAAUCAGAGCGAAGCAGUGUAGCUGCUUCAACAGAGGACAAGGAUUACCUCAAGGUUGAUCUCGACCGAGACGAUGCAAAUGAGAGCACAGUUGACUCUGAGUCGGAGCCAGAAGAGCAUUCUGAAGAGUCUGAUGAGGAGAGCAAAUCCAAGUCAGAGAAGGAAGAGACCGGGACGGAGAAAGAAUCAGGUACGGAAAAAGAAUCCGAAUCGGAAAAGGAGUCUGAAUCGGGGAAAGCCUCUGGAACAGAGCGUGAAUCAGGGACAGAGAAAGAGUCGGAGACAGAAAAAGAGUCGGAGUCGGAAGAAGGGUCGGGCUCGGAGGAGGAGUCUGAGUCAGGGAAAGCAUCGGGAACAGAAAAGGAGUCGGGGACUGAGAAGUCAGGGACUGAAGAAGAGGCCAGCACGGAGAAAGGCUCUUCCACCGAAAAAGACUCCGAAGAGGAAUCCGAGGAGGACGAAGACAAAAGCAUGGCAUCCGAGGAAUCCAAGGGAUCGGUCUCAGAGUCCGAAAUGUCCUCUGCUCGCUCGUCCAUGAAAUCGUCUCGGACUGGAACCAGUAAAGGAUCCUCAGAAAGGUCUAGCACAACAGCACGGAGCAGUGUCAGAAGUAGUGCUAGUGCUUCUGAGAGUGGUAGCGGUAGUAUCUCUGGUAGCGGAAGUGGCAGCAUCAGUGAGAGUGGCAGUGCAUCUGGUGGGAGCUCCAUCAGUUCGCAAAAGUCCUCUAUAAGAUCUUCACAAAGUGCUGUUUCAGGUGCUUCAGGUAGUAGUGAAACGGAGGCAGGAUCAGGAGUUUCCAUGUCUGCCGGAUCUGGAUCAAGAUCCUCAAGGGCGGAGGACACAGGCUCCACCAAGAGUAGUCAGCUGAGUGAUGCCAGCUCAGUAACAGGCAGCGAGAGGAGUACCACCAGCUCAAGAUCAAGCGGGGGCAGUCAACGCUCCCGCAAGUCUAUCCUCACACGCUCCUCACAGGAUACCAUAGAUGAGGAGAGUGAGGAAGGCCAAGAGGAGGGAUCUGAAGAAGAGGAUGAAGAACAUACAGAAGAGAGCAAAGAGUUGGCUAGCGAGCUCAGUGAGGGAUCGAUGUCACGGAGGUCUAGUGUGUUUUCGGCAACCGGGAGCGGAGGGGCUCCAAGUCCAUAUGUGGGAACACCGUAUGGCACAGAGAGCAGCAGUAGCAUGACGGAAAGCUCGGAUGAAGCCUUUGGAGGACUCUCGCCCAUCACUGAGGUGGAUGAAGAUGCCAUAACAUCUGGCAAAACUUCUGUGGCCAGUGGUUCGGCCUCAGAUAGCGCUUCAGAGGCCGGAUCGCGACAGUCAGGAGAUUCUGGAAACACUGGAGAAACAUCAGAUGCAGACUCAGAAUCAGGAGACACUGCGUUUUAA
Chanos chanos (milkfish) is the source of this 6711-nucleotide messenger RNA. RefSeq names its product protocadherin-related 15a (gene pcdh15a). Gene Ontology annotation, biological process: cell migration; sensory perception of sound; inner ear development. Gene Ontology annotation, molecular function: calcium ion binding; beta-catenin binding; cadherin binding. Gene Ontology annotation, cellular component: stereocilium; catenin complex; plasma membrane. Bases 1 to 6711 code for a protein of 2236 amino acids. The transcript is spliced from 38 exons. NCBI's taxonomy places the organism in Eukaryota, Metazoa, Chordata, Actinopteri, Gonorynchiformes, Chanidae. The record is from RefSeq and is a predicted model, not a curated record.